AUGGUUAGAGUUUCUAUUAACGGUUUCGGUAGAAUCGGUAGAUUAGUUAUGAGAAUUGCCUUAGGCAGAAAGGACGUCGAAGUCGUUGCCAUCAAUGAUCCUUUCAUCACCGUCGACUACGCUGCUUACAUGUUCAAGUACGACUCCACCCACGGUAGAUACGCCGGUGAAGUUACCUACGAUGACAAACACAUCAUCGUUGACGGUAAGAAGAUCGCUGUCCACCAAGAAAGAGACCCAAAGAACUUACCAUGGGGUGCUUCUAACAUCGACAUCGCCAUCGACUCUACUGGUGUCUUCAAGGAAUUAGACACUGCUCAAUUCCACAUUGACGCUGGUGCCAAGAAGGUUGUCAUCACCGCUCCAUCCGGUACCGCCCCAAUGUUCGUCAUGGGUGUUAACGAAGACAAAUACACUAACGAAAAGAUUGUCUCCAACGCUUCCUGUACCACCAACUGUUUGGCCCCAUUAGCUAAGGUCAUCAACGACAACUUCGGUAUCAAGGAGGGUUUAAUGACCACUGUCCACUCCACCACCGCCACUCAAAAGACUGUCGAUGGUCCAUCCCACAAGGACUGGAGAGGUGGUAGAACUGCUUCUGCUAACAUCAUCCCAUCCUCCACUGGUGCUGCCAAGGCUGUCGGUAAGGUCUUACCAGAAUUACAAGGUAAAUUGACCGGUAUGGCUUUCAGAGUCCCAACCGUCGAUGUUUCCGUUGUUGACUUAACCGUUAACUUAGCUAAGGAAACCACUUACGAUGAAAUCAAGAAGACCAUCAAGGCUGCUUCUGAAGGUAAAUUAAAGGGUAUCUUAGGUUACACUGAAGAUGCUGUUGUCUCCUCUGACUUCUUAGGUGACUCUCACUCUUCUAUCUUCGACGCUGAAGCUGGUAUCCAAUUAACCCCAACUUUCGUCAAGUUAGUUUCUUGGUACGAUAACGAAUACGGUUACUCCACCAGAGUUGUCGACUUAGUCGAACACGUUGCCGCCAGAGGUUAA
Messenger RNA from Tetrapisispora phaffii CBS 4417, 999 nucleotides. Its product is annotated as type I glyceraldehyde-3-phosphate dehydrogenase. Lineage: Eukaryota; Fungi; Ascomycota; Saccharomycetes; Saccharomycetales; Saccharomycetaceae. The transcript has a single exon. The coding region runs from base 1 to 999 and encodes 332 amino acids. Gene Ontology annotation, molecular function: oxidoreductase activity, acting on the aldehyde or oxo group of donors, NAD or NADP as acceptor; NADP binding; NAD binding. The record is from RefSeq and is a predicted model, not a curated record. Gene Ontology annotation, biological process: glucose metabolic process.